CAGUCGUCGACCCGAGUUGUCCAGACGCUUUCCGGCCUGUGAUCCCCAGCAUCCGGGAACCAGCGAAAUCCCAUCCAGCUUUGCCUGUUAAGGCCUGCCCUGUCUCGUGAAGCCUGCUGCCGAACCUCUUUUCUUCCCUGGCAAUCGCUUCCAAUUCUCCUCUCCCCUCUCUGGAAGAAGAAGAAGAAGAAGAAGAAGAAGAAGAAAACAAAGAAGGGACUACGGCUCCGUAAUGCUUUGUCGAUAGAGAAUCGCCGUACUUUUCAAGAGAGAGCCUCGUUUUGCCACGGCCCGUCGAGCCCCAACAGUACAGCCCAGCCUCGCUCACACGUCCAGUCGUCCCACAGCCAUCACGUCACCUGUUCGUGCUAUCGCUUCCGGCUCUCACGGACUUUUAACACGAGCAUACGAAACCUGUGGUCCGGACCGACAAAGAAAGAAAGAAAAAAGAAUCAUAGAAAGAACCUUAUCCUCGCAAAACGAAAAAGGGAAAAAAAGAAUAAAAUAUAACAGGACUCAAAACCAAGCAAGCACGAUCACAGUGUCACAAAAGGGGGCUUCAACGCUGAUCCUUCCUCGGCCCUGCGGACGACCCAUCACUGCGCGGUCUCUGCCAAGGGCAAGGCAUUAAGCACAACAAGCGUGCUCGAAACACGGAUGCUCGAGAUGUACUUCAGGCUUCCACUCGCCUCAUCAAGCCCUCCAUCGAGACCAACCUCAUCGCACAACAGCCGGUACCCGCUGAGUUCGCCCACCACGACGCCUCCGUCGGUCUGCACACAGAACUCGUUAGCGACGCGCAGAGAGUCCAACAGCUCCAUUUCGGACGCAAAGACUGCCCGCGCCCUACUCUCACGAGUCGCCUCGUCACCCAUCGUCCCGCCCGUGAAGAGCGCGCAUCAUCAUCAUCAUCAUCACCACCACCACCACCAUCACGACGCCGGCCACUAUUCCCACCCGGCAAGCCCGCUGUCGACGCACCAAAGGCACCACCACGAUGAGCAAGACUCCCCGACCCAACAGCGACCCAGUGGUGUGGUGGGUGCGAUGGAGCGACGGUGGAGCGACGGGUACGAGGCCGCACGAGGCUGGACAGGCCACCUGCAACGCGAGGGCUACAUCUCCUUCCCGGACUACGAGAAGUACUUCCCCUCUGACGACGGGGCCGCGGCGUACGCCGGCCACGCUGCUGCGCCGAACGCUCAGCGCCGCGAGAUCCAGGCGUAGGCUGCUGCCGUCCACAAAGCGGCGCGGCGGUGGCGGGGGCGCCAACCAUGCGUGACGUGCGUCCGCACCAAAAGCCCGCAUGGCAGAGGCGGUAAAGAACGGCGAGACGGGCGGGUGGUGGCGUGAUCGAGCUGCGCGAGCGGCGGGUUCCCGCGCCAACAUAUACCAACAUUUCCUACGGGUCGCUGCGUUUUCGUUGGAGUUAAAAGUCUCUCCGCCACUUUCGGAGUGUUUGCUUGUGACAAAGCACAUCGUUUGGGCUGGGCUGGGUAGGCGACGCUUACGACCUUACGAUCCCAUCCUCCUUUGUAAAAAGUGUCAUACGCGGUGUACACAGAAAGUAUACCCCUUUUAUAAGUAAUUUUUUUUCUUCAUCCUGUUUACUGGCAUAAGAAGGAUGCCACUUCAGGCUGAGCUGCUCAAUGUAGCCGGCAAAACUGAAUAUUACUCAUCUUGAAUCAAUGGUCUUGCGAAG
Messenger RNA from Verruconis gallopava, 1702 nucleotides. RefSeq lists its product as uncharacterized. The transcript is spliced from 2 exons. The coding region runs from base 658 to 1227 and encodes 189 amino acids. NCBI's taxonomy places the organism in Eukaryota, Fungi, Ascomycota, Dothideomycetes, Venturiales, Sympoventuriaceae. The record is from RefSeq and is a predicted model, not a curated record.